This is a messenger RNA of Helobdella robusta, 411 nucleotides long. RefSeq lists its product as hypothetical. The record is from RefSeq and is a predicted model, not a curated record. The transcript has 4 exons. The coding region runs from base 1 to 411 and encodes 136 amino acids. NCBI's taxonomy places the organism in Eukaryota, Metazoa, Annelida, Clitellata, Rhynchobdellida, Glossiphoniidae.
AUGGUUUACUAUCUGCACGGUAAUGAUUUACCAUGUGGCACGGCCAUAGUCUACUACCCGCACGGCUUCCGGACGGCAAAUGGUUUACUAUCCGCACGGCAAUGGUUUUCUAUCCGGUGCCCUGGCUGCACCGCUAAGCUUUCUGAUGAGAAUCUACUCUUUCUCUAUCUUUCCCCAUCAACACGGGCUGUGUUUCAACAAAAACCUCGAGGAGGACCGGCACCAGUUUUGGAGGACAACGUAGGAACCGGACCGCAUUCAACAUUCUGCCUUUGUCGAAUGGACGACGUAUCCGGUCAAAUUCAUUCCAUCGAUGCGUGUCAGGUGAUGGUCGGUGCAAUGGAGGGCCAGAUUAGAUUAGGAUACUCUCACUCUCUGAUGAGGUAUGGUAUUAUUUAUGUAUGUAAGUAA